CUUGGGUCUCGCGUUUUAUCGUGCACCUGCGAGACUACAAUUUUUCAUCAUGGAAGAUCGAAAUUGAUCACUAUUGUUAAGAAAACUGUUUUUAUCCCUUUAUAUAUUAUGUUUUAAUGGUUUCAGAUGUUCUAUGUGUAUAAAAUGUAAAAGACUUAGUGAGACUGAUGUAUCAUCCGGUUUUGUAAAGCAGAUUUUAACAGACAAUGAAUAUCAUCAGCUAUGCAGUUUUGUUUUGGUUGUCACUUUUGGUGAGAUCAGAUGGUCAGCUGACAUGUAAAGAUUAUGAAGGAAAAGCCAUCGAACAUGGAGAAGAAUUCAUGCCUGACCCUAAUGAUCGAUGUAAGACCUGCACCUGUAAUCAGGGGUUUCCUACCAUGUGUAGACUGGUGUCCUGUUCACCUCCAUCCUGUCCUAACUGGUACCAGGAUAAAACAGAAUGCUGUAAAUUUACCUGUCUAGAGACAACUCCAACAGACUUACCUGCUGACAAUAGUACAGACAAUACAGUUACAUCAGCUGAUAGUUUGACUACACUAGGAUUAAGACUUGUAGCCAGUACAGUGACAUCGUUCCUGGUUUUAGCAUUAUUACUUUUUGCUGUACAUCAGUUGAGGAGGAAGAGAUUGAUAUUAGCCAUGAGAAGAUAUAGUGAUAACAGAAGGAGACAUGAUACAGAUAUGUAUACACCAGAUUAUUUUGGCAUGGCAUGUCCACCAUAUGAAGAACCCCCACCACCAUAUUCCCCUCCGAAACCACCUGACGACACACAUCCAGAUGAUGCCCCACCCCCUUAUGAGAGCGUAGAUUCUAAUCACAAUGUCAGCUCUCGGGUUUUUCCAGAGCCGUCUGUUAUUUGUGCUACUAGUCCUCGAGAUGAAAGGAAUCAAAAUAGCUCAGAACGCUCUGUGUUCCACACUGCCAGUCCAGUAAGGAACAACAGUUGUAAUAGGUCAAGUGAUGUAAAUAGGCAAUCAUCAACCAGAACUCUGCUAUCAAACUGUCAAUCAUCACCUGACACAUUACCUGCAUGGAAUAGUUUCACACAUCCAAGGGGAGGUAACCUUCCUUCCAAUAAUAGGCAUUUAGAAAGGUGCAUAUCUGAUAACUCAGACAUUGAAUCUGACCGAGCAUCUACAGACUUUGGUCUGACCUCAGAUUCUGAAGCUCAUUAUAGUAGGUGUGGUCCACGGGAAAACAUAGACUUACGUCAUGUACGCUUGUCUAAAUUGCUAAGUCCUAAUGGAUCUGUUGCAAAAGAAAAUGGUGCUUAUUCAGAUCUUCCUGGUCGUGGCACCCUUUCUGGCAAUCUUGAGAGUGAUGCACAGUAUCCAGACCACAACUUAAGUCAUGCACAUUGUAACACUUUACCUUCUGUUCAUAAUGAUGUUUCCAUGAAAGGGAUUUCAGGAUCUGGUGAUAAGGUAAUAAACAAUAAAGAAACUGAGAGUCCAUCGUGGAGUCAAUCAUUAGCCGAUAGUAAUGAGGAACCAGAAGGACAACACUGUAGUGUUGUAUGAAUUUAUGUUCAUUUUAUGACUAAGACAUAUUUUAAAAACAUGGUUUUUAUAUUGAUGAGUCAACAAUUGUAUUUACAUGUGAUGAGAAUAAUUGUGAUAAAAGUAGUAAGGCAUUGUAAGUUUUUACAUGGAUAGUUGCAAUUUACCCUUUUCAAAUAUUUUACUGGGUUAAUAAAAUCACUUUUGUUAGAUUGCUUGGUCACCAAAAUCCCUUUAUUAGGUUAUUUGGUCAACAAAACCACGUGUUCUAGUAUGUCAAUGAAAUGUGGUAAUUAGUUGCAUUAGCAUAUAUUGGUUCAUCUCUUUUUAAGGAAAAUAUUUGGUCCUAAGUUAAGAUUCAUUAACUUAAACUGUACAACAGAUUACAUAUUAACACUAGUGAUGGGGUUAUUUAAAAGGGAACUACUUUUUACUACCAAAAAGACAUAUCUCUCUAUCAAGAGUUCAUUUGUAAAUGUAGCAGAAUUUGAUGAGACUGUUAUUAAAGUGAGGGGUAAGCGCUAUAGAACCAGGUUUAACCCACCAUUUUCUACAUUUGAAAAUGCCUGUACCAAGUCAGGAAUAUGACAGUUCUUGUCCAUUCGUUUUUGAUGCGUUUUGUUUUUUUGAUUUUGCCAUGUGACUAUGGACUUUCCAAAUUGAUUUUCCUCUGAGUUCAGUAUUUUUGUGAUUUUACUUUUUAUUUCGAAGAUAUUCUGGUUUAGGUAAUAUAAAAGUAGAUUCCCCACAAUUAUUUCUGUUUUUUAAUCAUUUACACUAAACAUUUUAUUUUGUUUUACAGUAUUAGUUUUUCUCAUUUUUAAAGGUUAUAUGAUGGGUAACAUAUUAUUAUUUAAUCUUUGUAUUUGGGUUGAUAGUAGCUUCACAACUCCUCAGUUUUAUAUCAGAUGAUAAUAUUCCACUGUGAUAGAAUUAUGUGAAUUAAUUUGUAAAUAUGAUGACAAUGUGUUGUAACAAAGAUUUUACCUUGUAUGUGUGCCAUAAUAAACAGUAUGAGGGUUUUACCGAACAAAUGUCACUUCACUUUAUAAAGCAUGAGUUAUCAAUUUUAUUUGUUUCUUCAGUUGUUGUAUUAUGUGUUCUUUAUUUUGUCAUUAAAUGUAGAUUUUUGUUUUAGCUUGUAGAUUUAUAAAUCAAUAGAGUAUUAAUUUUCAUUUGACACUUACAUCUGUGUGUGAUGAAAGAAAUUAUAAAUUAAAUGAAUUAAAAUGAAAUAGUACAUGUAUUUGAAAAGUGGCCGUAUUGAUUAUUGAUGUUUGCAACUCUUCAAAUACAAUACUGUUUUUCCUAUCCUAUUUGUAAAUAUUUAAUAAAUGAAAUGUUAAAUAAUCUGAAAACCUGAACACUCUUGUUGAUUACACUUCAAUGGUCAAAAUGAUGGUAGAAAUCAUCCAAUCGGAAAUGGUAUUACAUGUCACAUGGCAUAAGUAUUCUCAUUAUGUUAUGAUAUAUACAUUUUUGUAUGUUAAAAUUUAAAUUUGAUGAAUUGAAUGAAUUCUAAUUGUUAAUAUAAGUUGAAAAAUAAGGUAAGGAUUGGUACGAAAUAAAGUCCAACCAAGGUUUAUAUACAUGUUUAUCCAGAAUUGCAUGUUGUAUUCAGAAAGAUUCUGUUUCUAUGAAGAAAACCAAUUUUGUUUGUUAAAUUUAUUUCAUGGUUUAUAAUUAAUUUAGAUCCUUUGUACAACCAAUAAAACUUCACAAUAGAAAAAAGAUAAAAGGCUUAUUACUUCAUAGUUUUCAAGCAUGUUAUUAUUUUUCCAUUUUUGUUUAUAAACAGACAGGUUGGAGGGGUCAGGAUAUCUGUUUGUAAUCUCUUCUCUGUUUUAUUUGUAUUGUAAUAUUAAUCAAUAGAUUUUAUAAUCAUC
Messenger RNA from Mytilus trossulus (common blue mussel), 3385 nucleotides. RefSeq names its product integral membrane protein DGCR2/IDD-like. Lineage: Eukaryota; Metazoa; Mollusca; Bivalvia; Mytilida; Mytilidae. Bases 207 to 1520 code for a protein of 437 amino acids. The record is from RefSeq and is a predicted model, not a curated record. The transcript has 4 exons. Gene Ontology annotation, molecular function: protein binding. Gene Ontology annotation, cellular component: membrane.